Procambarus clarkii (red swamp crayfish) is the source of this 5110-nucleotide messenger RNA. RefSeq names its product bifunctional glutamate/proline--tRNA ligase. Gene Ontology annotation, molecular function: ATP binding; glutamate-tRNA ligase activity; proline-tRNA ligase activity. Gene Ontology annotation, cellular component: cytoplasm; aminoacyl-tRNA synthetase multienzyme complex. NCBI's taxonomy places the organism in Eukaryota, Metazoa, Arthropoda, Malacostraca, Decapoda, Cambaridae. The record is from RefSeq and is a predicted model, not a curated record. Gene Ontology annotation, biological process: translation; prolyl-tRNA aminoacylation; glutamyl-tRNA aminoacylation.
AAGUGUUCUAGAGGAAAUGCUAUAGGAAACGACAUGGAGGCAGUUGCAUUAAGUUGACAUCUGCAGGGAAGAGGUCAGUCUCGCCCCGACCACGGGAGGGGACCCAACGUCGCACCUCUCGGCUCCUCGCACACUUCACCUCGCGGCCAUGAAAGUGACUGUAUCUAAAACUGAUCCUCCUCUUGGGGCACUGCUAACAUGUUCUAAAGCUGGUGUUUCUGUGGAGUGGGGCAAAAAUACCUGUUUAGACUUGACAGACUCAAUCAGCCUCACCUCUUCACAUAGCAUAUCCAGACAUGUGGCUCAAGUCAACCCCGCCUUGGAACUGUAUCCUAGUCACAGUCUCCACCAAACUGAGGUGGACCAUUGGUUGUCUAUAGCAUCGGGUCCAUUGUUAUGUGGAGGAGAAGACAUAAGUGCCACCCUUGACCAGUUGAAUAAGGCUCUUGCUCCUUCAGAGGUUCUAGUGGGAAAGAAUGUCACUGUCGCAGACUUUGAAGUAUUUGCUGCACUUUACAGCAAUGCAGCAUGGCACGCACUGUUGGAUAGUAAUGAAGCUCCAGUGAAUGUGCAGCGUUGGUAUAAUUUUAUGGCGACUCAGGUUGGUGGUAUCAUCACAGCCCUUCCAGAUGAGGUCAAGAAGGCCUUUGAUUCUUCCAAAAUCUCUGCAGCUUCUCCAGAAAAAUCAGUAUUGGGUGUUAAGCAAGGAGGAGGAGGAAAGUUUGUUGAACUUUUGGGAGCAAAGAUUGGGGAGGUAGUUGUUCGCUUCUCUCCUGAGGCUAGUGGUUACCUUCACAUUGGGCAUGCCAAAGCGGCUCUCCUGAAUCAAUAUUAUCAGUUGGCAUUUAAGGGAAAACUGAUUAUGAGGUUUAAUGAUACCAACCCUGAAAAAGAGAAGCUGGACUAUGAAAAAGUUAUUCUGGAGGAUUUGAAACUACUGCAUAUUGAGCCAGAUAUUUUUACUCGCACCUCAGAUUACUUUGACCGCAUGAUUGACAUGUGUGAACAACUCAUCCAGCAGGGUCAUGCAUAUUGUGAUGAUACCGAUGGCGAGACAAUGAAGAAAAAGCGUGAGGAAAGGAAGGAAAGCAAAAAUUAUAGCAAUUCUGUUGAGAAGAAUUUGUCAAUGUGGGAGGAGAUGAAGAAGGGAACAGAAUACGGCAUCACUUGCUGUGUACGGGCUAGGAUUGAUAUGAAGAGUGAUAAUGGCUGUAUGCGUGAUCCUACAAUCUAUCGCUGUAAGAAUGAGCCUCAUGUCAGGAAAGGCGACAAGUACAAGGUGUAUCCAACUUAUGACUUUGCCUGUCCUAUUGUAGAUAGUUUAGAGGGGGUCACUCACGCUCUCAGAACAACAGAGUAUCAUGAUCGUGAUGAUCAGUACUAUUGGUUCAUUGAGAAACUUGGACUGAGAACCCUGCACAUCUGUGAGUAUUCACGUCUGAACAUGAACAACACUGUCUUGUCCAAGCGGAAACUUACUUGGUUUGUAGAGGAAGGACUUGUUGAUGGAUGGGAUGAUCCAAGAUUCCCCACUGUUAGAGGCAUUCUGCGACGUGGUAUGACUGUAGAAGGACUGAAAGAUUUUAUUGUUGCACAAGGUUUGUCUCGUUCUGUAGUGAACAUGGAGUGGGACAAGAUUUGGGCUUUCAAUAAAAAGGUAAUAGAUCAUUAUGCUCCUCGUUAUACAGCACUUCAAGGGCACUUGGUGCUUGUUCAUAUUAAUGGCAUCAAAGAGGAGGCUACUACUGCUCAGAAACACCCUAAAAAUACAUCUAUUGGCAUGAAAACUGUGUGGAUUGGUCCCCAUGUUUUAAUUGAGGCUGCAGAUGCUGCCGAUUUGAAGGAAGGGCAGAAUACCACUUUUAUCAAUUGGGGAAAUAUUAUGAUAACAAAAAUCAACAAGAACAAUGAAAAAAUAGUGUCUAUUGAUGGGGAACCUAAUCUUGAGGACACAGACUACAAGAAGACAGUAAAGCUCACUUGGCUCGCAGAUACUGUUAAAGCUUCCCCCACACCUGUUGUCUGUGUGUACUUUGACCACCUUAUCAGUAAGAGUGUUCUUGGAAAAGAUGAAAACUUCAAAGAUUAUAUUGGACACAACACACGUGCUGAAGUAAAAAUGAUUGGUGAUGCAGAACUUCAAAAUUUGGUGCCUGGAGAUAUUAUACAGCUCCAGAGGAAGGGCUUUUUCAGAGUGGAUGAAGCUUACAAGCCAGUAAGUCUGAGCAGCUGCCAGGAAAGUCCAGUCAUACUCUUCUCUAUCCCAGAUGGUCAUUCAAAGGAUAUGGUAACUGCUUCAUCCAUCAAGAAAUUGGCAAGUAUGAGUGAGAAAGAGCGAGCCAAGAGUGCUCAAGGUAAAAAGGCAGAAAGAAGUCCUCGUGAUGAAGGAAAACCUGUAGUUAGGGCAUCUGGUGUGACAGUGAGCCAGAGGUUAUUAAAUACUAUCAAAGACCAGGGUGAUAAGAUUAGACAAUUGAAGAAUGAUAAGGCAGACAAGAAUGUUGUGUUGGCUGAAGUAGAGAUUUUGAAAGAAAUGAAAAAGGAUUUCCAGGAUGCAGCUGGAAUUGAGUGGAAACCAGAUAGUGUCAUUCCUUCUACUGCUCCAACUGCAACUCCUAUAGAGCCUGUUACAGGAAAGAGUGCCAUAGAAAUACAUUCCCAGAUAAAAGCACAAGGUGACACAGUUCGGAACCUGGAGUCCAGUAAGGCUGACAAAGAUACCAAUAAACAAGCUGAUCCUCUUUUGGUGCUUGAGGAGGAGUUAAGAACAUUGACAAGCAGUGAGUGGAAACCAGACAUUGACAUGCCCAAGUUUUUCAUUGUUUCCCCAACACCAGCUCUAUCUCCUGUUAAGGGUGGAAAUGUGCUUGAACUGCACAACAAAAUAAAGGAACAAGGUGAAAAGGUAAGAACUUUGAAGGCCACUAAGGCAGAAAAGGAUGUUGUGAAGCAAGAAGUUGAUAUACUUUUAGCAUUAAAGAAAGAAUUUAAAGAAAUUACUAGUGCCGAUUGGAAACCUGAUAUUGAAAUGGCAGGUUUCAAAUGUGAUAAUACAACUAGUGCUGCUAGUUCAGGAAAAGGUGCUAAAGCUAUUGAUCUUCAUGCUCAGAUACAGAAACAAGGGGAUGCACUAAGAUCAUUAAAAACUAAUAAAGCUGAUAAAGAUGCUGUUAAACAGGCAGUAGAUGUGCUCUUAUCUUUGAAAAAGGAGUUCCAAGAGUACACAAGUAUUGAAUGGAAGGCUAAUAUUGAUAUGUCUCAGUUUUGUGAACCUGCUUCACCUGUGAGUGGCAUGGGGACUACAUCCAGUUCUGUAGGAAGUACUGGAGUUAUACCUAAAAGUAUGGAGAGCAAGAAGUCUAAGGAAAAAUCCCCUGUAAAGACCAAGGUAAAGGGACCUGUAAAACAAGAUGGUAAUGUGAAGAAGCAAACAAGGUUAGGACUAGAGGUGAGAAAAGAACAGAAUCUUUCUGAAUGGUAUUCACAGGUGAUAACAAAAGCAGAGAUGAUCGAAUACUACAAUGCAUCGAGUUGCUACAUCCUUCGGCCUUGGUCAUGUGCAAUAUGGUGUAAUAUAAAGGAUUUCUUGGAUACAGAAAUUCGAUCUUUAGGUGUUGACAAUACUCGUUUCCCCAUAUUUGUUACAAGGGAAGCUCUGGAGAAAGAAAAGGCUCACAUUGCAGAUUUCUCUCCAAAAGUUGCUUCGGUAACAAUAUCAGGAUCAAGUGAAAUAGCAGAGCCUGUUGCUAUUCGUCCAACAUCAGAAAUUGUCAUGUAUCUUGCUCUUGCUAAAGGGAUUGAGUCACGCACAAACUUGCCAAUAAAACGUAACCAUUGGAAUAAUGUUGUACGAUGGGAGGUCAAGCAGCCUACUCCAUUCUUAAGAACUCGUGAAUUCUUGUGGCAAGAAGGAUGCACUGCUUUUGCCACUAAGGAAGAGGCUGAGGCAGAAGUGUAUCAGAUACUAGAGCUUUAUUCUCAAGUAUAUGAAAAGCUCUUGGCAGUUCCAGUUGUUAAAGGCAAGAAAACUGAGAAAGAAAAGUUUGCAGGAAGUGAUUUUACGACUACUACCGAGGCUUUUAUAUCUGCAAGUGGGCGUGGCAUUCAGGGAGCAACAUCUCAUCAUUUGGGACAAACCCUUUUAAAAAUGUCUGAAAUUAUCUUUGAAGAUCCAGAGAUGCAACAAAAGCAGUACUGCUACCUGAACAGCUGGGAAUUAACAAUGCGGACCAUUGGGGUAACGGUAAUGGUUCAUGGUGAUGAUAAAGGACUUGUGUUGCCUCCCCAGGUGGCCCCUGUGCAGGCAAUUAUUAUGCCAGUUGGCAUUAUAGCUAAAUCAACAGAGCAAGACAAAUCACACCUCGUGAAUGCCUGUAAUAAAUUAGAUGCUGUCUUGAAUGCUGCUGGUGUACGUGCUCGGUGUGACUUACGAGAAAAUGUUACUCCUGCUUUGAAGUUCAAUCACUGGGAGCUAAAGGGUGUACCCCUAAGAUUGGAGCUUGGACUACGUGAGGUUGCUGCAGGUCAGGUAUUUGCUGUACGACGGGACACUGCUGAAAAGUGUGUUUUAAACCGAUCUAAUGUUGUAUUGGAAGCCCAAACUCUUCUAAACACCAUUCAUAACAACUUAUUAACACGAGCUCGCAGUGACCUGGAGUCACACAAAAUAAAGGUUAACAAUUGGAACGAUUUCACCAGCAACUUGGAGAAAGGCAACAUUCUCCUAGCUCCAUUUUGUGGCAAAGCAGAGUGUGAAGAUGCCAUCAAGAAGGACUCUGCUUGUGAAGACACAGCUGAGCCAGGUGCUCCAUCGAUGGGAGCAAAGAGCUUGUGUAUACCCUUUGAACAACCUGGGGAAGUAAAGGGUUUAUCAUGUAUUCAUCCAUCUUGCAAGGCUGAACCAUUGUUCUACACACUUUUUGGCCGGUCAUACUAAACUGGGUUUCGGUAUUUUUCUUUAAUUAAGCAAUAUAUCGUAUGUUGAUCAUUUAAUCAUCAUACAAUGUUUUGUAAAACUAAAUUACUUUUUUUAAAUGGUUACAUUUUGUGAAUUAUAUACUUUACAUAAAUAUUUAUAAUUUUAUGCACUGCAAUAAAACAAAUGGAAUGG